AUUCUACAAGUGAACGAAAACUGCGGGAGAAUAGUAUAUCUUUACGUACAUACACGCACCGCCUCCGUAUAAAAGCAUCUUUAAGCGGGCUGUUUUAUUAUUGCAUAAGGAGAGGUCGGGACGAUAGAGUCAGAUAGGCGAAAUGAGGGCUCUCAUUACCUGUACAGCUCUUGUCUCCCUAUGGGCUCAUUGCACAUUCGGGUUUGCUUUCUCGCCCGGUUCUUACAGGGAAGCCAGACAAAAUUAUUAUGAGAUAAUAACUAACUGUGAAAAGGAAGGUGGUGAGUGCAUGGAGGUCGAUUUUGGAACAACUGACCCGCCUUCGCCACCGGAAACCACUACCCCUGCACCCACACCAGCACCAAGGCCAACUACACGUGCACCUUUACCACCUGUACCUGUAACUCAGUCUUUCUUUUGGCCUUUCUGGCCGUUUGUUCCAACACUAGGAGCGCCUCCUCCGCCAACCCCGGCACCAAGGCCGAUAACUCUAGCGCCCAAACCAACAACUCUUGCCCCAGCACCGGUAAAAGUGAAAUCAGUUAAAGUGAAAGCAGUUAAGGCAAAACAAGUUAAAAAGGCACUAAAGGUCAAGAGAGCAAAGGGCAAGCGUCGCCAAAGAAAUCAAGGUGAACAAGAAAGGGAGGUCAGAAAACGCCGACAGGCAUUUGCUCCCGACCCUUGGGAUUAUCUAUACAAUGAAUGCACUGGGGGGUGGGAGUUUGACAUUGGGUGUGGUGCAAGAGGUGGUAAUAUUUGUUGUUAUUCCUCGAAUAAUAACAAUUACUAGGAAGUAUGAAGAUCUAAUACUCGUUGGAUGAGGUUGAAACCCGCUUCCACGUCACUGAACGAUCAACGUCACCGUCCUAUUACGUCAUCAGCGCAUCACCAUUACGUCAUUAAAAUACCAAGUGUUCCGUAGUCCGUGUUCUUAAUUUUGUAAAUAAAACCUAUUUAAUCAAGA
Molecule: messenger RNA, 964 nt
Organism: Ruditapes philippinarum (Manila clam)
Lineage: Eukaryota; Metazoa; Mollusca; Bivalvia; Venerida; Veneridae
Exons: 4
Coding region: 143-790 (215 amino acids)
Source: RefSeq, a predicted model, not a curated record